ACCCCACCAUGUAAGUGCGCUCAACUCUUUGAUAUGGUAUGGUGGGAACUUAUUCUUCGUUUGUUGGACUUAUAUAAGGUCGAGUAGAUAUCUCUCAUCUCUUGUUUUCUCUGGUCGUUGCUUCUUUUAUUCUUUUGUCCAUUCUUUCAUUCUUCCUUCCAUCCUUCCUGAUUUCAUCUCCUACUCCAUCCAUAAUUUGAGAAGAUAUAUAUACUCAGUUAUCACUUGCUUCCUGUGGACUCACUCCCCAUUAAAACCUACACUACGAUGGCUUCGAAAGGUUAUAGACCCUUAGAGGGAAAACUUGCUAUUAUUACUGGUGCUUCAAGAGGUAAGUUUGUGUGUGUAUGUGUUACUAUUAUAUACAUACAUAUUCACAGUCCUCUCCCCGUUUUCUCUCCUUCUUCCGUUCCUAUCCAUAUAUAUAUAUACACUUUAUAAAGCAUGACAGCCCAACUAACUAAAAUCCUAGGAAUUGGAGCAGCGAUCGCUGAAAACCUCGCAUCAAAAGGUGCCAACCUUGUUCUAAAUUACACAUCCAAUUCAUCAUCCGCACUCACCACCGAGCUCUCCAAGAAUCUCGAACAAAAACACAGCAUCAAGACUCUGAUUGUUCAAGCCGAUGUUUCUGAAAAAUCCGGCGCAGAAACCAUCAUCAACACUACCAAAUCUCACUUCUCAGAUGUCCAAUCCGGAAACUUUCAAAUCGAUAUUCUGAUAAAUAAUGCUGGUGUAUCUCAAAAUACACCCAUUCCAGAUAUCACCAUUGAUGAGUUCCAGUGGCAAUAUAAAAUAAAUGUCCUCGGUCCACUUCUUCUCCUACAAGCCGCUCUAGACUAUCUCCCCCAUGAUAGAUCUGGCCGUAUCAUCAAUCUAUCAUCCGUAUCCAGUUCCGAGGGUUUCUGGGGACAAACUGUCUAUGGUGGUACUAAAGCGGCCGUAGAUGCCAUGACCCGUACCUGGGCUCGAGAACUAAACAAUCGCGCAACAGUGAAUUCAGUUAACCCUGGACCGGUGAAGACGGAUAUGUGGGCUGGUACUACUGCGGAAUUCAAAAAGACUUUAAAGCCUUGGAUUGAGAGUACUCCAGGAAGUGUGAUUAGACCGGAAUUGGAUGAUCAGGAUUUGAUAGAUGAUGCGCCAAAUGCUGGAGGAAGACCGGCCUAUACAUCCGAGAUUGCGGGCAUUGUGGGCAUGUUGUGUACGAGUGAUAGUACUUGGUGUACUGGUCAGGUUGUGUGUGCAAAUGGUGGAAUGGUUCUGAGAUAGUGUUGCUCCAUAUACGGAGAUGUUUAUUGCUUCUCGGUUUGUUCAUAAAAGGAUAGAUUGAGCCGAAUUUGGGUUUACAAAUGGGUGUAACCGCCAGACUUUAAAACAAACAUUUCUUGUACCUUGCAGGCCAUCGGUCCCAUUUGCCGUGAAUAUCAUAAAUUGCUGCCAAACCUUCGUUGGCUACACCUAGUUUUUAGCAGAUGUAUUUGGAAGGGGUGCACAGGAGUGAGCCAAUUCAAGAAUAGUUAUCAGAAUGAUAGGUGCUAGGUCUUUCCUGCACAC
Molecule: messenger RNA, 1554 nt
Organism: Sclerotinia trifoliorum
Lineage: Eukaryota; Fungi; Ascomycota; Leotiomycetes; Helotiales; Sclerotiniaceae
Source: the annotation of a GenBank genome assembly